Messenger RNA from Saccostrea cuccullata (small rock oyster), 1633 nucleotides. RefSeq names its product ankyrin-3-like. Lineage: Eukaryota; Metazoa; Mollusca; Bivalvia; Ostreida; Ostreidae. The transcript has 3 exons. Gene Ontology annotation, biological process: intracellular signal transduction. The record is from RefSeq and is a predicted model, not a curated record. Gene Ontology annotation, molecular function: protein binding. The coding region runs from base 415 to 1542 and encodes 375 amino acids.
AUUAAUUAGAGUGCUUCAAACUAUACCAAGCAUUUUAUGGUGUAGAUUAACUUUUCCAAAAAUAAGCUUAAAAGAGUGGUUGGCUAUUCAGUCUUAAUCAAUGAAUGUGGAAACUAAUGGUUCUUGGAACAAUUUAUUUCUAUACACAACAAGGAAGGGUGUCCUUGUUAUAUCGGCCUGAUUCAGAAUGUAUUAGCUUUGGCCGAUUCCCCAUAGUAUUUGUAAAUCUAUAUUUACACCUGUGUAAGACUUUGCAGACAGAUUAUUGAUAAAACCUUUGAAGACAACAAAGCCUUCAUUUAAACGCCGUAUUUUAAACGUUAAAACACAUUGUGUGACUUUAUACAAGCUGUUCUAUAGAUAUGUGUAAAAGUGUACCCUUGCCAAACGCCACUGAAAUUGACAAUUUUAAACAUGGAUCUGGUCGACCCAUCUGCAUCGAAAGAGGAGGCGAUGCGAGCUUUACACUACUGCACGACAAUGGGGCAUCUUGACGUGGUGGACGCAAUACUGAAAACUCAUUUUGAAACAACGAAAAUUUCGGAUCAUUCUAGUCAAUGUAUGGAACUUUUAACAAGUGUUGUGAAGUCUGGUUCACUGGAGUCUUUGAAGAUACUGCUAGAUCAUGUGGAUGAGAAUUUCCUAACGAUCACGCUUACUCAACGUACCAUCGUCACAAAACUACUCACAAUUGCCGUCACGCAUGGAAAGGAUGCAGUUUGUGGUACUCUGAUAAAGAGGGGCGCAGACCCCAAUGGACAGGCUAACGGUACGAUAUUCCUACACGCUGCUGUAGCCCAGGGUCAGGGGAAUCUGAUGAAAGCACUUAUCGAGGGCGGUGCCGACCUUUCAUUGAAGAACAACAGAGGAGAAACAGUCAUAUUUCCAAUUAUUAUGUCUGAUAUCUCGAAUAAGGCUGACUUAGUAAGUUGGUUAGUUUCUCGAGGAGUGGAUCCAAGAGGUGCGGGAAUCAGCGGAAAACAACCCAUACACGUUGCAGCGGCUCACUCCCCUGACGUUAUUUCAAGUCUUGUGGAUUUGGGCUGUGACGUCAACCAAAUAGACGUUAUUCACCAUGACACACCUUUACACAUAGCUUGCUCUCGGUGCAACGCGGAGACUAUUGAAACUUUGAUCAAGCAUGGGGCCAAAUUUAAUCUUGUGAACAGCGAAGGAGAAACACCACUCACAAAGUUACUGAAAUUCGCUACAGACACGGUUAAUUUUCACUCAAAGUCAAGGAUGAAUAUAGCCAGACAGUUAAUAAAAUAUGGAUUUAUAAACAAGCAAAGCAAGCCCGGGAAUAAUGGAAAAAAGAAAGUUGGAAGAAACAAGGUACAGGAGCUGUAUAAAAGACUUCGACUGGAAAACAAGUCAGUUUCCAGUCUUCAGCACCUAUCCAGACUAGUCAUCAGUGAUAAUAUCAAACCCGUCAGUGUUCAGAAGGCGGUCCGUACCUUAGAUAUACCUCCUCAUCUAAAGGAGUAUCUCUUGUUUUCUGAUUUCACCUUUGCAACAAAUACUAGUAUGCAGAGUAUGUGAAUAUAUUUAAAUUUGGUGCUCAGAUGUUUGUGUCAAAAUUGUUACGACCUGUGAUAAAAGUUGAUCUCAUUCUUAUUAUUAAUUUAUUAAA